Pieris brassicae (large cabbage white) is the source of this 1009-nucleotide messenger RNA. It is a transcript of the gene nau, whose product is annotated as myogenic factor 6. Lineage: Eukaryota; Metazoa; Arthropoda; Insecta; Lepidoptera; Pieridae. Gene Ontology annotation, biological process: muscle organ development; positive regulation of myoblast differentiation; regulation of transcription by RNA polymerase II. The transcript is spliced from 4 exons. The record is from RefSeq and is a predicted model, not a curated record. Gene Ontology annotation, molecular function: DNA-binding transcription factor activity, RNA polymerase II-specific; protein dimerization activity; RNA polymerase II cis-regulatory region sequence-specific DNA binding. Bases 205 to 717 code for a protein of 170 amino acids.
UUCGCGCAAUGCGCGCGAAACGUCACUGUCAAAGUUUCUUACCAUAGAGUACGGUAUGAAACCUUUUUGCAAUAAGUUUCAUAUAAUCCUUAUGUUACAUUGUACAUGAUACAUGUUUUAAAAUAAUUAAAGAUUUGUGUUUUUUUUUAAAUUGUGAUUGUAACCUCUCUAUUUCUACCUCGAGUGUCAUGUGAUUUUUUAAAAAUGAGUUAUGGAUACGCGGAUUUUGAAUUGAAUAAAAACUGUUGUGAUGUUAAAAGUGAAACACAGACUGAAGAGAGGGAAGAAGUUCAUGUUUUGGGUCCAAGUAGACGGUGUUUGGCCUGGGCCUGCAAGGCCUGUAAGAGGAAAACUGCAGCGGUUGACAGAAGAAAAGCGGCAACAUUGCGGGAAAGGCGACGGUUAAGAAAAGUCAACGCAGCUUUCGAAGAGUUAAGAAUUCGUGCGAGGGCUGGCAGUGGUCGGCUUCCAAAGCUGGAGAUACUCCGAGCUGCUAUUCAACAUAUAGAGAGGCUGCAGGCUGCACUAAGAGCUGCUGCUGUUUUGGAGACAGAGAGCUGCAAAGGAUACGUCGAGCCGCCGAACUCGCGAACAGAAAUCAGAGACAAUAAGAACGACUGGGAGAAGCCUUUUUUAAAUGGGGAGUCGACGUGCGGCCUUAACAGUUUGGCAAGACUUCGCUGUAUAGUACAGGCAUUAGCUAAAGACAAUGUGUAAUUUAGUUAGAUUAUUUAUUUACUAGAAAAUUAAUAAGCGUAAGAAAAUAGCCAAAUAUUAUAAUAAACAUGUUGUGUAAAUUAUUUGUAUAAUUGUAAAAAUCGUGCUAAAUAUAGUUUUAUUUUUGGAAAUGGUAGAAAAAACACUUGGUAAUUCAUACAACUGUAUUUUCAUAAUUUAUUCUUACAUGGGAAGCCAAAGAAAUUUUACCAAAAAAUAAACUACAAAGUGUUACUGUAUUAGAGUUCAGUAUAGUGCCUUACAUAAUAUUUUAUUUGUUAUUCGAAUAUGG